GGAAAAAGAAAAGAAAAAAAGAAUAAGAAAAUCAAUGAAGUUUGCUGCAAAAGAAAGAAGAAGCAAAUAUUAGAACGAUAACAAAAGAAAAGAAAAGAAAAGAAAAAAGUUUAUUUAGAAGAAUUUUCUCGGAGGAGAGAGAAAGUGAGAAAAUGCUGGAAAAUUUAGGGAUUGUUUACACCGAUCCGUUUCUGUAGAGCUCCGAUCCGUACAAUCCACAGACAAAGCAAUAAAUGCGUUAGAUCCGGCUGUCUGAUACAGCAUUAGUCGCAUUGUAAUUUGACAUUUCAAUUCUUUUCGAGGUUUAUCUUCGAGUUUGGGGAUCUCUCAGUGGUACUACCAUGGAGCUUCAUAUACAGAGUUUGAAGUCCGCUUUGACUUGAUUGGAAAUGGACGUUUUGGCCUCUGCGUUUGGAGUGGUCCAGUUGCUUCAGUAAUUAUGCUAAUUUAUGCAAGUUUUGUAAUUAUGAUAAAUAUAUAUAUUACGAGGAUUUGAUGUUGAGUUGACUUGGACUUACCAUCUACGGUUCCUAUGGGGUAUUGGGUCGCUUGCAUUGGAAAUUAAUUGAUUCUGUGACAAGUUUUCGAGAAGGGCGAACCACAUAAGGGUUUUUUAUGAGCGACAGUGAUUGCGUGCUUUAAUUAUUUUCCUAUGCAUUAUCCCAUUACGGGUUCAUUUUUGGGAGUUUGGGCUUUUUAAUUUUUGGGAAUAAUCAUCUUCACUGUGGCUAACAGCGUGAUAUAUACAUUAUGGAUAAUUCUUUCUUGUACAAGGGUUGUUUGAUUUUGGGUUGUACUGAGAGAUUGGUGUUGAGAUUUUGAGAGACUGUAGCUUUUUGGUGGCUGGCGGAGAUGUCUCCUUCUCCGGCAUUGAGGUCUUCUCCUGGAGGGGAAGUGAGAACCAACAAUAAUCACAAACGAGGACACAGUUUUGAAGGUGGGUUGUUUCUCAGAGAAAAAGAUGACGAUCUUGCUUUGUUCAGCGAAAUGCAGACCCGAGAAAGAGAGAAUUUUUUGCUUCAGUCCUCCGAUGACCUAGAAUUCACACUUCCUUCAAAAUUGAGACACUUUUCAGAUAUUAAGCUUGGGAUCUCCAUUCCAGUACGAGGAGAGAGCACUAGUAACCUGCUUAAUGCCGAUGGGGAGAAGAAUGACUACGACUGGUUAUUAACACCUCCCGACACUCCUCUGUUUCCUUCACUGGAUGAUGAGCCACCACAACUAACUUCUGCAAGAAGGGGAAGACCUCGAAGUCAACCUAUUUCAAUAUCCAGAUCAUCGACGAUGGAGAAGAGUUAUAGGAGCAGUAGGGGUAGUGCAAGUCCAAAUCGUUUAAGUCCAUCUCCUCGUUCUGGAAGUAGUACAUUUCAAUCAAGGGGAAGGCCAUCAUCAGCACAUCAAUCUAGUCCAUCAUCAGCUCGUCAAUCUAGUCCAUCAUCAGCUCGUCCAUCCAGUCCAUCAUCAGCUCGUCAAUCUAGUCCAUCAUCAGCCCGUCAAUCUAGUCCAUCUCCAGGUUUACGACAUGCUACUCCAUCACGAAGACCAUCUACUCCCCCAAGUAAACCCUCGUCUCCUGCUCCAAGAUCUUUAACCCCGACUCCCCGUAGAAUGAGCACUGGUUCUGGUAGUCUGCCCUCAUCAGGGGUAAGAGGAGUCUCCCCUGUAAAGACUAGCCGGGGGAACUCAGCAUCUCCUAAAAUAAGAGCAUGGCAAACCAAUAUUCCUGGGUUCUCCUCUGAUGCACCUCCAAACCUACGUACUUCUCUUGCCGAUCGACCUGCAAGUUAUGUGAGGGGUUCCUCACCAGCAACAAGAAAUGGAAGGGACUCUUCCUCCAAUUACAGAAGGCAAUCAAUGUCACCAACUGCAACUAGAAGUGUUAGCUCAUCUCAUAGUCAUGAGCGGGAUCCAUUUAGCUCUCAAAGUAAAGGUUCUAUCGCUUCUUCUGGUGAUGAUGAUGUUGACUCUAUACAGUCCAUGCAUGUGGGUAGCUUAGAUCGAUCAACAACAAGAAGAGUUGCUACUUUCUCGAAUAAUAGAGGUCCUUCCCUUGCCAAAAAGUCAACCAAAAUAGCGUCUCCAUCUUCUGCUCCUAAAAGAUCAUUCGAUUCUGCUCUCCGACAAAUGGAUCAUCGGAAAAGUCCUCAGAAUAUGUUUCGACCCCUUUUAUCCAGUGUCCCUAGUACCACCUUUUAUGUUGGAAAAGCAAGUUCUGCUCAUCGUUCUUUAAUCUCUAGAAAUUCAUCAGUCACAACAAGUAGCAAUGCAAGUUCUGAUCAAGGCACUAGUGCAGCACCUGAUACUGAAGGGAGUGAUCACAACCAAGAUGAUGGGGCUAGUGAAUUUGAGAGAGUACCAUUUUCUGAUGUUCCUGAGGAAGUAUUUGCCUUUGAUAAGAUGGAUGUUGUAAAUGAAGCCAUUGGACAUGAAAUUGAUGAUGGAUCAAUAAAUAAUGGUGAUUUUGAUAAAGGCCCUAAAACUGAGUUUGUUGUUGCUGACCCUGGAGAGUCCCAUCACCACGGUAUUGUCACAGUAGUGGGUCCAACUUCAGAAGCAUCUGUUGUUAAUGAUGAUUUUUCAGAAGUGGAUAGUAUUGAAAAUAUGGCAGUUUGUUCUAGAUGUGGUUGCAGAUAUCAUUCUUCUGAGACAGAGGAGAAGUUCAAUGGACUAUGUCAAGAAUGUAGUAGGAAAGAUAAACUUUUGAGGAUAGCCACUCUAGAGACAGCUGUAGUUGUUGAUACCUCCCCUGUGUCAUCUACAAAGAUUACAGAAGAGAAACAUUACGAUGAUUUGACAUCUGGGAUGGCUGUGCCUGAGUUGUCACAAGAUAAUGAUGAGAGGGGGCCAAAGAGUUUUCAGGAUGAGGAGAAUGUCGAAGAAGGCAAAACUUCUUACAAUGAGCAAAGUCAUAAUUACUUGCAAGAAAAUUCUCGUGCAAGGUCAGAGGAGCAAGGAGGAGAGGUUAGUUUUGCCAAGAAGCUAGAGGAUGGCCCAUUAGCUGUUGGUCAGGGUUUACCCAGUAAUGACAUUGGGAGUCAAAAACUGCAUCACGUCGCUGACUAUCCAAAUUUGAGGUUUGAUGUUUCAGAGAGUGCAGGAAUUUCAGUAUUGCUGAAGAGAACAAGCAGCAGCAAGGGGACUGUUGUUCGUGGCAGGAAUUUUUCAGCCGCUAGCAUACCGUAUGAUGACCUGUCAUAUGCUAAAGAUAGUGUAAGCAGCAUGAGAAGCUCCAUCGGGCAUGGCAGUUUCUCCACUUCAUCCUCUGUUGAUUUUGGUACCCGACAAACAGAUAGCCGGGUACAGCGGCAGUUAAGUAGUGGCAGGAAAUCAGACACAGAGCACUAUAGAAAUGACAAGAACACGAGACCUCAAAACCAUGGCUCAUCUUUCUCUGGGAUUGGAAACCUAUCCCGUCAAGCAUCAUCUCUUUCAACAAACACACAUGAAGAUAAUUCUCAGGUUUCCGUGGGCAAUGUGGAAUACGAUCUUUCAAAGGAGACACUUGUAUUAUCUCGAGAACAUUUGGUAGCUUCAGAUCAAACUAAAGCAGAUGUUACUGAUACACCUUCUACACUUGUUGAGGAAGAUGAUUAUGAACACAAGGACAGCAGAACAGUCGAUGCCUCUACCUCUGAACUUCAGAAUCCUGCAGUUGGUAUUGGUUUAGAGGAAAAACUGGUAGCAUCAGGUACAAAUUUUGAGGCAUGUGGUUUAUCUGAUGUACAGUCGCCCAAAUAUGCCACUGGUACGACAGAACUAGAGCCACGGGAUACUCCAGGGUCUUCUUGUACGGAGGAACAUGCCAAUCUGGAUGGUGAUAGAAUGGAUAGAGAUGUUGCAACUCAUAGUUCCAUGGUUAUAGUGUCUGAAAUAGAAAUUGAAAAUGGUCACCACAGUACCCCUGGUUCACUGAGUGAUAAUGUCUCUCUUGCAUCAAAGAGCACCUCGGAGGAAGAGCCUUCACCGUUUAACCCUUCUGACAAGGAUAUGAUAGCUUCGGCUACAGAGUCCAUGAACUCUGUUCAGGCACAUGACAUCCUAGAACAAGAAUCAACGAUAAUGGUAGAGUGUCAAAAGGGAAGAAGGGGAAGAAGCCUAACACUCGACGAGGCAACGGAUACAAUUCUUUUCUGCAGCUCCAUUGUCCAUGAUCUGGCCUACAAGGCUGCAACCAUAGCACUGGACAAGGAAAGUUCAGAUUAUCCAUUAGAAGGCUCCCAGCCAACAGUUACAAUAUUAGGAAAAUCCAACCAUGACAAGAAGGACGUGCCACAUGGCAGAAUUGUCGGCCAUGGCCCUUUGAAAUCUCUAAAGACCGCCAGGAAAAGGAAGGUAGAGACAGGUGCCAAACCUCCUAGCGUGGACGAGAACGACGAGAACACUGUUGAACCAUUAAAACGCAGUGUUGAGCCUCCUAAUAAGGUGGAUACCUUGAAGCCUCCAAAGCUGGAAUCAAAAUGCAAUUGCACAAUAAUGUAAGUUCGUCUCUCCCUACCAACCCCACUAUUAGCAUAAUUAUACGAAGGCGAUGGAGCCAAGUCCUUGUAUUUUGAUGGUUUUAUGUUUGAAGGGCUGUUUUGUUCCCAUUUAUUUGUAAGAAAUACCACGUUGUGUUGGUGACCAAAUUGUAAAGCUUCUUUUUUUCUUUUUUUUUAGGCUAAUAUUAGUUAAGGCAAUGAAGGGUUGUGUUUGCUCCAGUUGCCACAUUCUUGUUGGUUAUUCUGAUUUGGGUUAAUUCCUUAUUAGUAGAGAUAAGUGUGAAUGAAAAAAGAAAAAAAAAAAACCCCACUGAUUCAUAUUUGUUAUGAUUGUGAAGAUUACCUUCCAUUUAUUCAUCCAUGUUGAAGUCAA
This is a messenger RNA of Humulus lupulus (European hop), 4851 nucleotides long. RefSeq lists its product as uncharacterized. Gene Ontology annotation, cellular component: cortical microtubule. The coding region runs from base 853 to 4479 and encodes 1208 amino acids. Gene Ontology annotation, biological process: cortical microtubule organization. The transcript is spliced from 7 exons. The record is from RefSeq and is a predicted model, not a curated record. NCBI's taxonomy places the organism in Eukaryota, Viridiplantae, Streptophyta, Magnoliopsida, Rosales, Cannabaceae.